Molecule: messenger RNA, 1500 nt
Organism: Geodia barretti
Lineage: Eukaryota; Metazoa; Porifera; Demospongiae; Tetractinellida; Geodiidae
Source: the annotation of a GenBank genome assembly
AUGCAGACCACACACCCAGGAUCAAGCAGCGGACCCAUUUCGUUGAGUUUCCCGCGCUUCAUCCCGCGGCCGAAGAGCGAAUACAGCAUCUGGAGCUGGAUUGCGACCGUCGACCACAAGCGCAUCGGCACCCUGUACGCCGUAACUUCUUUCCUGUGGUUCAUUGUUGGCGGCAUCGAAGCGCUGCUGAUGCGGGUGCAGCUUUCGCAGGCUGACAGCACACUGAUCGACCCCGAACUGUUCAACCAGCUCUUCACGAUGCACGGUACCACCAUGGUGUUCCUCGUCGUGAUGCCGCUCUCCGCAGCAUUCUUUAACUGGCUCAUCCCAUUACAGAUCGGCGCCCGCGACGUCGCGUUCCCUCGCCUGAAUGCACUCAGUUACUGGAUAUUCCUCUUCGGUAGCCUGUUCCUCAACUUCUCUUGGUUCAUUGGCGAUGCGCCCAAUGGCGGCUGGUUCGGAUACGCUCCCAACUCACACGUAGCGUUCAACCCGACCAACGGAAUGAACUUCUGGGUAAUCGGCCUGAACAUCCUUGGCGUCGCAUCCAUCGCCGCCGGCCUUAACUUCAUCGUCACCAUCCUGAACAUGCGCGCACCUGGUAUGUCGCUCACGAAGAUGCCCGUCUUCACGUGGAUGACCUUUGUAACGUCGACCGCCUACGGCUCCCACUUCUACAACACAGCCGCCGGUGGCGAUCCAGUCCUCUGGCAACACGUGUUCUGGCUCUUCGGACACCCAGAGGUCUAUAUCCUGAUCCUCCCAGCCAUGGGAAUCGUCUCCGAGAUUUUGCCGGUAUUCUCCCGCAAGCCGUUAUUCGGCUACACCUUCCUCGUCUUCGCCGGAGUCGCAAUCGGCUUCAUGGGUUGGUUCGUCUGGAGCCACCACAUGUUCACUGUUGGUCUGGGCCCAGCCGCCAACUCCGCAUUCGCCAUCUCAACGAUGGCCAUCGCUAUCCCAACCGGCAUCAAGAUCUUCAACUGGAUCGCCACCAUGUGGGGCGGCUCGAUACGAUUCUCCACCGCGAUGCUCUUCGCCAUCUCAUUCAUCGCUAUGUUCACAAUCGGAGGUCUGUCAGGUGUAAUGCACGCCUCCGUUCCCACCGACGCGCAACAGCAAGACACAUACUUCGUCGUCGCACACUUCCACUACGUGCUCUUUGGCGGAGCAAUUAUGGCCAUCUUUGGAGGCAUCUACUUCUGGUGGCCCAAGGCGACCGGUUACAUGCUUAGCGAGAAGCUCGGCAAAAUCAACUUUUACAUCAUGUUCAUUGGCUUCAACCUUCAGUUCGCGCCGCAACACUGGCUCGGCCUCGAUGGUAUGCCUCGCCGCAUCUUCACCUACGCCGAGAACAUGGGCUGGGAAAACACCAACAUGAUUGCCUCCGCCGGGCGGCUUCCUGAUGGCGUUCUCCGUCCUCCUGUUCAUCAUCAACGUCUUCUACAGCGCCAAGAAACGAGUGCCCGCAGGCGACGACCCGUGGGAUGGUCGAACUCUUGA